Dermacentor silvarum is the source of this 924-nucleotide messenger RNA. RefSeq lists its product as uncharacterized. Gene Ontology annotation, cellular component: endoplasmic reticulum membrane. The record is from RefSeq and is a predicted model, not a curated record. Lineage: Eukaryota; Metazoa; Arthropoda; Arachnida; Ixodida; Ixodidae. The transcript is spliced from 3 exons. Gene Ontology annotation, molecular function: 7-dehydrocholesterol reductase activity. The coding region runs from base 43 to 924 and encodes 293 amino acids. Gene Ontology annotation, biological process: brassinosteroid biosynthetic process; cholesterol biosynthetic process.
UCGUAUGUUUGGUGUGCUCUAAAAGCUUCGAAGCUGAACGACAUGGCCGGACCCGACGGUGUCAGCAUGGUCUUUAAACCACGGCCACCAAGUUUCUUCUGGCGCACGGUGGUACCGGUCGUCCUGAUCCUGAGCAUGCCUAUCACACUAAUGUGCGCCAUCUCCUUCGUGAUCACGCACAAGUCGUCUCCAUCCCUCGUCCUCAAGUCGGGAUUCGGAAAAUUCUUUUACAGAGCAUGCAUAGAACAAGGCUUCGGCACGUUGGAGGCUUGGACAUUCGCGGUCACCUUCACGCUCUACAGCGCGUUCUCGAUCCACCUGCUCGCCGGAAAAGCGUACCGCGGCCCACCGACGUCUUCGGGGUUCACUUACUACGGCCUGUCUAUGUUAAUCGCCUGCUACUUCCUGAUAGGGAAAGACUUGCCGGGAUACCCAAUCUACAGGGGUAUGCCAUCUUUGGUGGUGGUGCUGACCGUCGAGGGUCUUAUCGUUUCGGUGCUUCUUUACUUCAAUGGAUUGCUGAGUCCCUCUCCAGGAGAACACGGUCCUUCCGGAAGCGCCAUGUUCGACUUCUUCUCGGGACUCAAGCUGUAUCCUAGCGAGGGCAAGAGGUUCGACGUGAAGUUGUGGACGAAUAGCCGCUUCGGGAUGAUGCUGUGGCCGCUUCUCGUGUUGGUCAGCUGGAAGGCCCAGGUGGAGACCACGGGCUGGAACUGGGCGAUGGCGGUAAUGGCUUUCCUGCAGACUGCGCAUGCGGCGAAGUUCUUUUGCUGGGAGGACUUUUACAUGAAGUUCACGGACGUCGUACUGGACAGAUCAGACUGGAAUCAUUUGGACGAUUUGCUGGGAAAUCAAGGACCCUGCAUGCCAGUGAUGUCCCACACGACGAGAGACGAAGGAAGCAGCAGCGGCCACCAAGGAUAG